AUGGAGGGACUGAACGGCAUACACGGCGACGUGAACAGCGGGACGUUCAGGCGCCGAGAUACGCCUGGGAACGACCCUGAAGUGGCGAAUCUCAAGAAUCGGAAAAGGGUGUCCGCGGUUGUUGGGGCGGAUGCGGGGAGAGGGUACAGCGGCCCGCCACAGCUGCUGCUUUCCCCUCAUGCGCCCUUUCCGCUGCCCCUCCCCCUUCCGCCCGGAUCCAAUCGCGACGCCGUCGAGCGAUGGCUUCGCGACGCCGUGGCGUCGUGCUUACGUCAGCUGUGCCGGAUGACGCCCGACGCGCUCGUCCCCGCGGUGCCGUUUCUCGAGUCGCUCUGCGUGCGAUGGUUGCUGCACGACGCGUGGCAGCUCGCCAUUGGACAGCAGCGGCUUCAGCUCGGCGGUCGCGUCGAAUCGGUGGAGAAUGCGAGCAGCGCACAUGCAGGCAGCUAUUUAUGCGAGGCGGAGUCCGUCCGGGCAGUCGUGGCGCGCAUCAAGGAGCAGAUCGCAGCAGCCCAGCGCCGACAGCAGCAGCAGCGGCAGCGGCAGGUGGAGGAUGGGUACUGGGGCGAGGGCAAACAAGAGGAGCGCGAAGAGCAGAAUGGUCUGUCAGACGCGCGAUUCUUCCUCGUGGGUGCGGGUGACGAGGCGGAGAGUGGCGAGUGGCAGCGGGUGGUGGCAGCAGCAGUGGCUGGUGAGGUGGGCGCUGCUGUGAUAGAGGUGGACGCCCCCUUGCUCUACUCGCUCUCCCAUCUGCUGCUCCACGCAUCUACUGACGCCUCAACCACCAGCAGUACCACGCCCGGCACUGGGAUUAUGGGAAAUGCUUCGCCACCAGCAGCAAUGACAUCAACAGCAGCAACGACAGGUGGAACAGCAGCAGGUGUUGCAGGCAGCGAAGACAUGGGCACAGCGGGUACCAGCCCCACCACCUCGUUCGACUCCCUCCCCUCCUCCGCCUUCUCCUCGCCAUUCUUCUCCGCCUGCCCCUCGUCCCCCGCCUCCGUCCCGUUCUCCGCCUCACCUCCCCCGCUCCGUCUCUCCUCUCCCGCCGAGGCACAAGGGCUCGGCACAGCACCCCAGUCCCUUCCCCCCUCCUCAUGCAUAUCCUCCCCUGUGCCUGCCCUCAUCCCUUUCGUGUUGCAGCUGGCGGAGCAGCGUCCGGUGAUUCUCUUCCUGCCCCACGCCCACCUGCUCUCAGAAUCCCACUCCGAUUUUCUCCUCGCCCUCUCCAUUGCCUCCAGAGAGCGGACCAGCAGCGCGGGCUCUUCAAGUCAAGCACCGCACUCCUCCUCGUGGCCCGUCAUCCUCCUCGCCACUGCUCCCAUGCCACUGCCUGGCCCUGCCGCUUCACUCCCCCACCACAACCAACACAACCAUCAACCUCUCUACCAUACCCAGCAGCAGCAACACCACCACCGCAGCCACCAUUUGCAGCACCAGCAGCAGCAGCGCGGGUCAGAGGGCAGGCAGGUGUCUCUCUGGGCGUCUCUGGCGUCUCUGCUGCCCCAUGUGCCUCUGCUGGCACACCACGCCCUCAAGGGAGCAUCGCCAAGCCAAUCUUCUCGCAGCCCAGGUGUCCUCACGCCCUCCCUCACUCACCUGCUCGCAUCCCUCCUUCGUGUGUGCAUCCGCCUCUUCUUCCUCCCCCUCAUCGCUCUCAUUCGCCUUGCUAAGUCCGCCAAGCUCCUCCCAGCGGCGCCUCCUCAGCCCGCUGCUCUCUUCCCGCCAGCCAAUGUGCUGCCUGUGCAGGUGCCUCUGCUGUUCGACCCAUUGGGUCAGGAGGUGGCGCAGUUAGAGGAGAGGGAGAAGAACGAGGAGGAAGGGGAAGAGGAUGGGAAGAAGGGAAGGGAAGACGCUCAGAACCUAGUGAGGGUCGAGAAAGUGGAGAGAAACGGAAAAAAUCAGAGGAGGGUAGUGACGAGUGCGAGGGAGGAAUGUGUGGAUGCAUCAAACGUAGUGGCAUUGCGCAUGGCAUGGGAGGGGCAGGUGACAGAGCUGAAAGCACGGCUGCAAGAGGCACAGGCGCAGGUACUGGCAGUGGAAGGGCAGGUGCAGCUGGAACAGAUGUGGCGGGAGGAUUUGCUGCGGCAGGGCGAGAUGUGGAAGAGGAAGGCGGAGGGGGAGGCAAGGAGGAGAGAGGAGGCUGAGGGCAGGGAGAGGGAGGUGAGGAGGGAGAUGGAAGGGGAGAGGGAGAAGCGGGCGGAAGCUGAGAGGAAGGUGGGUUGUUUGUGUGAGGAAGUGGAGAGGAUGAAGGGGAGUAUGGAGAGAGCGGAAGGGGAGGUUAGGAGGGUGGUGAAGGAGGGGAGGGAGAAGGAGAGGGAGGUUAGGGAGGAGGUGCAGAGGCUACAGGAGGAGUUGGUGGUGAGGGAAAAGGAGAGGGAGGAGGAGGUGCGAGAGGCAGCGACCAGAGUGGGUGAGCUGGAGAGACGGAUUAGGGAUGCGGAGAGAGACGCGGAGGAGUUGAGAGGUUUGGUGCGAGAGGAGGAGCGGAGGAGGGAGGAGGUGGUCCGGGAGAGAGCGGAUUUGGGUGAGAGGUUGAGAGAAGCGGACGAGAGGGCGAGGGAAGUGGAUGGGCUGAAAGCGCGGGUGAGAGAAGCAGAGGCGAAGGAGGAGAAGGUGGAGGCCUUGAGGGGGAGGCUGAGAGGAGUUGAGGCGAUGGUGGGGGAGAUGGAGGGUGUUGUGCGAGAGAGCGAGGAGAGAGUGAGGGAGGCCGAGAGGGUCAGUGGGGAGAGGAGAAAGGAGGUUCAGGGGUUAGAAGAAAGGCUUGCUGCUGCUGUGGCGAGAGUGGGGGAACUGGAAGAGGAGGUAAGGGAGAGUGGGGAAAGAGUCAGAGAGAGAGAGGAGAGAGUGAGGGAGGCAAACAGGGUCAGUGGGGAGAUGGGGAGGGAGGUGCAAGCGUUAGAGGAGAGGCUUGUUGCUGCUGUGGCGAGGGUGGGGGAACUGGAGGAGGAGGUUAGGGAGAGCAGGGAGAGAGUGAUGGAGAGCGAGGGGAGAGUGAGGGAUGCGGAGAGGGUCAGUGGCGAGAAGGGGAGGGAGGUGCAAUUGAUAGAGGAGAAACUUAGUACUGCUGUGGCGAGAGUGGGGGAACUGGAAGAGGAGAUUAGUGAGAGUCGGGAGAAAGUAAAGGAGGCAGAGAGAGUUAGUGGGGAAAGGGGAAAGGAGGUAGAGGGGUUACAAGAGAGCCUUGCUGCUGCUGUGGCGAGAGUGGGGGAACUGGAAGAGGAGGUAAGGAAGAGUGAGGCGAGAGUGAGAGAAAGCGAGGAGAGAGUGAGAGAGAGCGAGGAGAGAGCAAGAGAGGGUGAGGAGAGAGUGACAGAGAGCGAGGAGAGAGUGAGAAAUAGAGAGGAGAGAGUGAGGGAGGCAGAGAGUGUCAGUGAAGAGAAAGGGAGAGAGGUGCAAGCGUUAGAAGAGAGGCUUGCUGCUGCUGUGGCGAGAAUGGGGGAGCUGGAAGAGGAGGUAAGGGAGAAUGGGGAGAGAGUGAGAGAGAGGGAGGGGCGGAUGAAGGUGUUGGAUGCAAUGGUGGGGGAUUUUGAGGGGCGAGUGAGAGAGAGCGAGGAAAGGGUGAGACAUGCGGAGGGGGAGUUGGAAGUGGUUAAAAGGGAGCUGGUCGUGGUGGAGAGAUGUAGGAAGGAGCUGGAAGUGCAGGUGAGGGAGUUGGAAGGUGUGAGGGAGGAAGCACGUGUGCGGGAGGAGGAAUGGAGAAAGAAAGAGGAAGGGUGGCAGGGGGAAGAGAGGAAGUGGAAGGGGAAGGUGGAUGAGUGGAGAGCACUUGAGGACAUGUGGAGGACGAAAGAGGAGGAGUUGAGUGUGAAGGUGGAAGAAGAGCGGGCAGUGGUUGAUAGACUGAGGAGGAGAGAGCGAGAGGUGGAAUUGGAGAGAGUGAGAUGGGAGGAGCGGCAGAGGGAGGGGGAGAGAGAGGCAGUGGCUCGGUGGCAGGCUGAAGUUGGGAGGCGGGAGGAGGUGGAGAGGCAAGUGGCUGGGCUGAAAGAACGUGUGCAGGAGGAAUCAGAGAGAGUGCGGGCUGCACUGGUGGAAGGGGAGGGUGGGAGGAGGAGAGUGGCCGAGGCAGAAGAAAUGGUGAAGGAGGCAGAGAUUCGGGUUGCAGAGGCGGUUGAACGGGUUGAGAGGAUGGAGAGGCGGGUGCGGGAGUCGGAGGAGAGGCGGGUAGCGGUGGAGGGGGAGUUGGAGGGGUUGAGAGGGAUGGUGCGAUGGGUGAUGGUGAGUGUGGGGGUGGCUGUAGGAGAGGGGGAGCUAGAGGGUGGGUGCAAGGAGGGGUUGGAGAGAAUGGCAUGGCAGUGGAAGGAGGAGGUGAGAGCGAGGAGGGAGGAGGUGGUUGAUUUGAAGAGAGUUCAUGAGGAGGAGAGAGCACAGUGGACAGAGGAGGUGGAAGGGUGCAAGCGUGCUUGGGAGGAGGAGCGGGGGCGGUUGCAGGGGGAGGGUGAGAAGCGGGUUCAGGCGUGGAGGGAGGAGGCGGUGGAGCGGAAGCGGGAGGUUAGCGAGUUACAGGCAAGGGUGGCUGAGAUGGGGGAGAUGGUGGGGGCGAUGAGGAGGGAUGUGGAGGAGGCAAGGAGGGUGGCUAAAGGGGAGAAGGGCAGGCGAGAGGCAGUGGAGGCACAGGCGAGGGUGCUUCUGGAGAAGGUGGAACUGAUGAGGCAGAGGCGGGCGGCAGGGAAGAAACGGCAGGAUGUGGGGAAGGCUGUAUCUGGGGUGGUGGCAGUGGGGGGAGAAGCCAGUGGGGUGGUUGCAGGUUCACCAGGGAAAGGCGAGGGUCAGGUGGUGGAGGGUGCAGAGAGAAAGGGAGGAGGGGAGGGGGGUGGAGUGGGAGGGUGGAAGAGGCGGUGGAGGGAGGAGGUGGCAGUGCUGUUGGGUCGAGUGGAGCAGAUGGGGCGGGAGAGGGAGGAGGCGGAGAGGGCGUGGGUGGGGCGGAUGGCAGCAGUGGAGAUGCGCAACGUGGUGAUGGGGGUGGAGCUGGCUGCCGUGGAGAGGGAGAGAGACGCGCUGCUCAGCACCCUCAUGGCGUCUGCUGCUUCUGCCGGUGGGGUCGCUCGUGGUGCUUCAGCUGGUGGGGUCGCACUCUCUCGUGGCGCUGUUUCGCGUGGUGGUGCUUCUCCUGGGCUCUUGCGCACUGUGCCGUCCUCCUCGCCCUCUUCACCCUCCGUGUCCCCUUCACCCCUCCACGCUUCUGCGUUCUCGUGUGUGCUGCCAACCCGGCUCUUUGCCAAUGGUGGGUCGAUUGGGUCCGCAGACGGUGCUAAUGCUGCUGAUUAUGCACCUGCUGCUGUUGCUGCUGCAGCUGCUGCUACUGCUACCGGCAGUGCUGUUGGAGGCAGUGGUGAGGGGCCUGUUGCGAGUGGUGAGGGGGAGACUGGUGUGCUUGCAGUGAGCCGCAGAAUGAGCAGUGGGUCAGGGAGAGGGAACACAGGAGGUCAUGCAUCGGCAUCAGCAACAGCAGCUGCAGCAUCAACCCUAACAGCACUGUCACCCCUAGAAGCAGUAUCACCCGUGGCAGUAGCACCUGCAGCAGAGGGGUUGGAGGAGGGGGAGGGGCUUGGACCGCGGUGGAGCAGCCUGGCGACAGUGUGGCCGCUAUCGUGA
Molecule: messenger RNA, 5595 nt
Organism: Closterium sp. NIES-65
Lineage: Eukaryota; Viridiplantae; Streptophyta; Zygnematophyceae; Desmidiales; Closteriaceae
Source: the annotation of a GenBank genome assembly